CGGCUUUCGGAACGUAACGUAACUCUUCUUCAACGCUAACGCAUCCCUGGCUAUAGUAUCCAUGGCUGCCAGUUUGUUGACUUUUGUGUUCUGUGCCCUACAACAUUUAACAAUACCACUGAACUCCUCCAGUCUCAAAAUGUAUGACAAAUAAUUGGAACCACUGGGCCUCGGUUUAUUCAAGCUUAAGCACUACUGAAGUAAGAUUUCAAAAUGGUGCAUAUUCCAGUAACGUAUCAACAUGAUUAUUGGAUCCAAAAUGAAAAUCAAUCAGUGGAACUUACUUGUCUUUUGCCCACUGGAGUACUCAUUCCUCUUGAAGUUAACAAAAAUGCAACACUUCAAGAAGUCAAAGAGGAUUUGUGGGAUGAAGCUAGUAAAUAUCCAUUGCAUGGUAUGCUUCACGAUGCAUCAUUUUAUGUCUUUGCGUGCAUCAAUUCUAUGGCCGAAACUGAAGAAUUGGUUGAUGAAAACCGCCGCCUUUGUGAUGUAAGACCAUUUUGCUGUAUUUUACGAGUAGCCCAACGAGUUGGUGACAAGGCUGACAAAGUUAUCAAUAAUCAGAUAAGUCAUCUAAUCGGCAAAGGUCUUCAUGAAUUUCAAGCUUUAAAAAAUUCAGAGAUAAAUGAUUUUAGAUGGAAAAUGAAGAACUUAGGUGAUGAAGUCGCAAGAACACGAGUCAACAAAUCUUGGUUGGAGAGAUUGUAUUAUCAAUUUCCUCCCAGACUUGCCGACCCUGGUAUAGAACUGCCACAGAAUGUAACUUCUCGACUAAGGGAGGGAAGCUUUGUGUUAGUGACUCGAUUUCAAAAUACUGAAACUUCCUUUACGUUUAAUGUAUCAUAUAACACCAAACCACAACAAUUAGUUGCUCAAAUCUUGAACAAAAAGUCAUUGACUUUAGCUACAAGUGGGGAGCAAGUCCAGAACUAUGUUUUAAAAGUUUGUGGUCAAGAUGAAUACCUUGUUGGUGAUGUGCCUCUUCUACAGUUCCUUUACAUUCAAGAAAUGAUAGCACGGGACCUAUAUCCAGUUGUAGUGACAGUUGAAAUUGAUAGUAUUCCAGUUGACAGAGGAAGUAGUAAUGACACAGAAAAUCAAGAAAUGCAGAGGACUCGGCAACCAUCCUCUACCAGCACUCAGCGCAAAAAAGGAAAGCAUCUUUCCUCAUGGUCUAUCAACGAGCCAUUUCAAUUUGAAGUGAAAGAAAUUUCAAGAUUAAAUUGUAACGUGCAUCGUCCAGUUGAGGUAGUGGUUCAGGCUGGUCUAUUUCAUGGUGGAAAAUCAUUAUGUCAGUCUCAAAAAACUCAGGAAAAGGCUGUAGUUGAAAGUACAGCAAAGUUUGAAGAAUGUCUACAAUUUGAUAUCUUGGUUUCAAACAUCCCUAGAAUGGCUAGACUCUGCCUCGUAGUCUAUGAAAUAUCUAAAAGUUCGAAAGGUGUGAGAUCUAGAAGACUGAAGGAUUCAAAACAGGAACUGUAUAUUGUUCCCCUCGCGUGGGUCAAUACUACAGUUUAUGAUUUCAAAAACCAAAUGAAUACUGCUACAACACUAUACAUGUGGACGUAUGCGGAAGAUAUACAAACCGAUGACCUGCUUCAUCCCCUAGGCACAGUGGUUUCCAAUCCUUCUGGAAGUCAUGCAACUCAAUUGACAUUAGCUUUUAAAAAGUAUCAUGCAGAUCACACUGUUGUUUACCCAUCUAUUGAGAAAGUUCUGGAAUUUGCUGAAAGCAAAGGAGAACUCAUGCGGGGAUGUGACAAAUCGGAACCUUCGAACUCUAACAAGCAAUAUCUAGAAACUUUAAGAUCAAAUGUUGAAACGGAUCCUGCUUAUGAAAUGCAUGAACAAGAAAGAAAAAGGGUGUGGGAGCUGCGUUAUGAUUGCAUGAAACUUAUGCCCCAUCAACUACCGAUGCUUCUAACUUGUGUUGAGUGGAACGACCAAAAGGAGAUUGCUGAAGCAACAGCAUUAUUACAAUAUUGGCCUAAGUUACCUGUUGAAAAAUCAUUAGAGCUCCUGGAUUAUGCCUAUGCAGAUCAGACGGUCCGAAAUUUUGCUGUGAAGUGCUUGCGAGAUGUGAGUGAUGAGGACCUGUCAUUGUAUCUUCUUCAACUUGUGCAGGCUCUGAAACAUGAGUCUUAUUUGUCCUGUGAUCUAGUAGAGUUCUUAUUACGGCGAGCUCUCAACAAUCAAAAGAUAGGUCACUUUCUAUUCUGGCAUUUGAGAUCAGAAAUGCAAGUAGCCUCAGUUUCUGUCCGAUUUGGUUUAAUUCUAGAGGCUUACUGUCGUGGUAGCCAAGAACACAUGCGUUUAUUGGUCAGACAAAUAGAGUGCCUUGAGAAGCUUAAGGUUACCAGUGAUGAAAUGGUAAGAAGUCGCAAGGAUAAGGAUAAAGCUAAGCAAUUUCUCCAAGACCGCCUUAAAGAACCUCACUGCCAAGAUGCCCUUUCAAAAGUUUUAAGUCCUCUUGACCCAAGAUAUCGAUGCAAAAAAGUCAGGGUUGAAAAAUGUAAAGUUAUGGACAGCAAAAUGAGACCUUUAUGGGUAGUGUUUGAAAACGAUGAUCCUUAUGGAGAUGACAUUUAUGUUAUUUUUAAAAAUGGAGAUGAUUUGCGCCAAGAUAUGUUAACUCUUCAAAUGAUUCGUAUUAUGGAUAAAUUGUGGAAGAAUGAGGGUUUGGAUCUGAGGAUGAACCCGUAUGGCUGCAUUUCAACAGACCACAAAGUGGGCCUCAUUGAAGUGGUCCUGAAUGCUGAGACAAUAGCAAACAUUCAAAAAGAUAAGGGAAUGCUUUCGGCAACAUCUGCCUUUGAAAAGGGUUCCUUGCUUGCAUGGUUGAAAGACUACAAUCAAUCAGAGACCAAGUUAAACAAAGCAAUUGAACAAUUCACACUCUCAUGUGCUGGGUAUUGUGUAGCUACCUAUGUACUUGGUGUUGCAGACAGGCAUUCAGAUAACAUUAUGGUGAAGAAAACUGGACAGCUCUUUCACAUUGAUUUUGGUCAUAUUUUGGGUCAUUUCAAGGAAAAGUUUGGUAUCAAAAGAGAAAGGGCCCCAUUUGUUCUUACUCAUGAUUUCGUCCAUGUGAUAAACAAAGGACAGGCCAAGAAAGAAAAAGCGCUCGAAUUUCAGAUUUUUCAAAAUACUUGUGAGAAGGCGUUUUUAAUUCUGAGGAAGCACGGUGGACUUAUCUUAUCUCUCUUUGCCAUGAUGAUAUCCACAGGAUUACCAGAACUCAGUUCGGAAAAGGAUCUUAAUUAUUUGAGGGACACACUGGUUUUGAACAAAACUGAACAAGAAGCGUUAGCCCACUUCCGUGCCAAAUUUGAUGAAGCCCUUGCUAAUUCAUGGAAAACAUCGCUUAACUGGGCAUCGCACAAUGUUGCCAAGAACAACAAACAAUAAGGAAGCGAUAGUUCUUGUUGCUGGUGAAUAUGUACUGUAGCAAUGUUUUUAUAACAACCCCCUGUUUCUCUUUGAUGUGUGAAGAAAGAAGCACAAUGUUUUGUUAGAAAGUUAUGUGUGUCCCCUAGUUCAAUAGAGUGAAAUAUUCUUUUAUUAUUAGCAUAUGGUGCUGAAAGGUGAAGAAACUGGUCUGUAAAAUCAGUGUAUUAACUUGGUUGUCUUUGUUUUUGUGCUCUUGUUAAUAUUAUAGUAAUUUUAUGGUGGACACAACACUUGACUCUUAUGAUGACCGUAGCAUAUGUACAUACACAGGGUAAAUUAGAUGUAUGGAUUUUUUUAAUGAUUAUUAUAAACAGCACUAGUCAUUAAAUCAUGAACAUAAUAAUAAUAAUAAAUAGUUAAUGUAGCAGAAACUUGUCUCAAUUUUUUUUUUGAUCAUAUUUAAUUGACAAUUUGGUGAUAUUGGUCUAAGUGAUGACAUUUCAUAUAAUUUUAAUAGAAUGAAAUUAGUUCUUGCAUUGCUUUUUGUUUUACUUUGUGUCAUAUGCUGCAUUUGCAGAGGUGACCAAUCAUUACAAAGAUGUGAGACUAUAGCUUGCCUUUAUGUUGUAUUGUGCUACACAAGGGACCUCAUUUGUGAGCCUAGGUUUUUUCUUCAAAAUUGGAAGCAUGUACUCACAACUAUUUAUUAGUCUGAUUGAAGAAGCAUUUGUGGAUAUUUGAUACAACUACUUACAAAUGUCUACAUUUUAUCAAUUUCAAAUGUGACCAUCUUAAGAAUGAAUUAUUUAUUUAGCAAGAACUUUCGUCAAGAAAAACAGUGGGCCUGUAGUUUUUUGUUUGUUUGAUGUUUUCACUUCCUCUAAAACGAAUUGAAUCCUUUUUGUUAUGAGAGCACUUCUCAUCUUUUAGUUUUCAAAUUUCUUUGCAUUAGAAACUGUUAUCGUAAGCCUAUUUUUAUCUUAUUCCCACUAGUUCCAGCAUCAAAGUGUUCAGUUUUGGUGUCUAAUUCCGUUUAUUGCUGUGGUUUUUGUUUCAACUCUCUUUUUUCUUGUUCUUUUCCCAAAAGUUGCUCAGCAAUAUAUAACUGGUUAGCAAUAAUUUUCUGUAAGCUCUUUGACAGAAGCUGAAAGAAUUGCAGUGAAACUUUCCUUUAAGUGUCACCUAUACUCAGAAUUAUUGAAAUUUUCUCCCCAUACAAAGUUUUCUUUUGCCUGCCACCCAACCGUGUCCCAUUUUAGCAAAGCUUCCUUCCCCUUUCGUUCUUGAGAACGGGAAAUAUGUAUCAGUGGGUCAAAAUAUAAAAGAUUUUACAGGUCUUUCAUCUUACAACUGUGCACUAAGCACUAUUUUUUUACUACUUCACCUGCCAGUCCUAGUGUGUGUUUUCCAUUUGUGGUGAAGAGAAGCACUUCAGUGCCAUAAACAUAUAGAUACUCAAAUGUGCCUUAGUUGAAUUCUCCCAUCUUUUUACUUAAUUUGACAUGAGGUUUAGGAAAUGGAGAGCAGCCUGACAAUGUUUCUCUCAUAGUUCUGUUCAACAUUUUAGGAUUUUUUUAUUUACAUGUAUACAUCAAGAACUGUUGGUUGAUGUGUAUAACUUGUAUCUUGCUCAUUUAGUUUCAGUUAUUAUUCGUUAACAUUUUGACCUUUGUGUUUGUUUUUUGGUUGUCUCUAUUGCAGAGGUUUGAGGAAACUGCAUCAAUGACUCACCUCAGUUGUAAUCAUUUUCUCACUGGUAGUUCUGUGAGUCAUAAAUGUACAAAAACGAACUUUGAAGGAAUGAUGACAGUUCAGAACUGAUGUCACCUGGUGUAACAUGCUUUGAAGAUGCUGCUGUUUCAUUUUCAAUUGAGAGAUACAAUGCUUUCUGAAAAGGAUCUCCAAUUCAUUGACUGCUUGUAAUCAGCUGCAGCCCUGAUAGGAACUGCUCCUUAUUGUGGACUUUAUUCCUCUCAUUGAAAUGCUGUAUCCCAUCCCUACAAUCAACUUAAUCAUUAGGUGCUCUUAACAUUCAGUUUGUGUGCUUUACUUUUUUUUUCGUUUUGUUUUGUGUGUAUGUAUGUGUGUAUGUGGAUAGGUGUAUAUGGUUGCGUAUGCGCUUCUUAUAAUUCUUGGAAAGUUAUAUUGAUUCUCAGUUGUAAAUACCAACCUUUUUGUUUGGUAUUUCCAGCUGAGAAUGGCAACAUGUGAUGCUCUGUAUACUUUUAUAUCAUAAAAUAAUAUCUUUAUGUAAUGUGCCAUGAUAUGGGUUUGAUGGCUGAAACAAAAUAAGGAAAAAACUGCAAAUUGCCAAUUGUGACUGUGGUUGCCUCACCGCCACAUGAGCAUGAGGGGGUUAUUGCAUUCAGAAUUAUCAAUUUUGGUGAUAGGAAGAUGUCAUAUUUUGAAAUGAUUCAAAAUCUCUGAAUGCAUUUAUUGAGACAACUUAAACACUACCAAUUUGAAAUAGACCUGUGAAAUUAUAGGUUACUUGUGGCAGAAUUCAUGA
Messenger RNA from Thrips palmi, 5899 nucleotides. RefSeq names its product phosphatidylinositol 4,5-bisphosphate 3-kinase catalytic subunit delta isoform (gene Pi3K92E). Bases 214 to 3408 code for a protein of 1064 amino acids. Gene Ontology annotation, molecular function: 1-phosphatidylinositol-4-phosphate 3-kinase activity; 1-phosphatidylinositol-3-kinase activity. The record is from RefSeq and is a predicted model, not a curated record. Gene Ontology annotation, cellular component: plasma membrane; phosphatidylinositol 3-kinase complex; cytoplasm. The transcript has 19 exons. Gene Ontology annotation, biological process: cell migration; phosphatidylinositol-3-phosphate biosynthetic process; phosphatidylinositol-mediated signaling. Lineage: Eukaryota; Metazoa; Arthropoda; Insecta; Thysanoptera; Thripidae.